GGAGGGGCGGGGAGGGUGGCAGGCGGGCGCAGAGAUAAAGGGGUCCGGCCUGGGAGCGAGGGCCUCACACACGCUCUCCCCUGCUACUCCGCAGGUAACAUGAGCCCCCACACUAGGGCCGGGGCCGCCCCGCCCCGGCUGGCUCUGCCCCUGCCCCUGCUGUGUCUGCUGUGCCUGCUGGGCGGCCGCUGCCUGCGCGCUGAUCCCGGGGAUGGCGCGCAGACUUGGGUCCGCUUCGCCCGCGCUCCGUCGCCCGAGGCCGCGGGCUUCCUCCACGACACCUUCCCCGACGGCUUCCUCUGGGCGGUGGGCAGCGCUGCUUACCAGACGGAGGGCGGCUGGAGGCAGCAUGGCAAGGGCGCCUCCAUCUGGGACACCUUCACCCACCGCCCCGCUGCGCCCCUGGGGGACCUCCCGCCCCAAGUCCCAGCCUUGUACCGCUCCUGGUCCACACAGCCGUCUCUGCCGCCGGCUCCACCUAGUCCCGCCACGGGGGACGUGGCUGGCGACAGUUACAACCAUAUCUUCCGCGACACCGAGGGGCUGCGCGAGCUCGGGGUCACCCACUACCGCUUCUCCAUCUCGUGGGCUCGCGUGCUGCCCGGCGGUGGCGGUGUGGGUGCGGGGCCCCCCAACCUCGAGGGGCUGCACUACUACCGGCGCUUGCUGGAGCGACUGCGCGAACUCCGCGUGGAGCCCGUGGUCACCCUCUACCACUGGGACCUGCCACAGCGCCUACAGGACAUCUACGGAGGCUGGGCCAACCGCACGGUGGCCGACCUCUUCAGGGACUAUGCCGAGCUCUGCUUCCGCCACUUUGGCGGCCAGGUCAAGUACUGGAUAACCAUCGACAACCCCUACGUGGUGGCCUGGCACGGCUAUGCCACGGGGAAGCUUGCCCCCGGUGUGCGGGGCAACCGGCAGCUCGGCUACGAGGUGGCCCACAACCUGCUCCUGGCCCAUGCUAAAGUCUGGCAUCUCUACAAUACGUCUUUUCGUUCAACUCAAGGAGGACAAGUGUCUAUUGCACUUAGUUCACAUUGGAUCAGUCCCCGAAAAAUGACUGAACAUGACUUAAAAGAAUGUCAAAAAUCUCUUGACUUUGUUUUGGGCUGGUUUGCUAAACCGAUCUUCAUUGAUGGUGACUACCCACAGAGCAUGAAGGAAAACCUUUCAUCACUUUUGCCAAAUUUUACAGAAUCUGAGAAAAAUUUCAUCAAGGGAACAGCUGACUUUUUUGCACUUUCCUUUGGACCAACCCUCAGUUUUCAGCUCUUGGACCCUCAUAUGAAGUUUCGACAAUUAGAAUCACCAAGUCUGAGACAGCUUCUUUCCUGGAUAGACUUUGAAUAUAACCAUCCUCAGAUUUUUAUUGUGGAGAAUGGCUGGUUUGUUUCAGGUACCACCAAGAGGGAUGAUGCCAAGUACAUGUAUUACCUCAAAAAGUUCAUUAUGGAAACUUUAAAAGCCAUCAGAUAUGAUGGAGUCGAAGUCAUUGGUUACACUGUUUGGUCCCUCAUGGAUGGCUUUGAAUGGCACAGAGGAUACAGCAUUAGACGUGGAUUAUUUUACAUAGAUUUCCUAAGUCAUGAUAAGAAGCUGCUGCCAAAGUCUUCAGCCUUGUUUUACCAAAAGCUGAUAGAAAGAAAUGGCUUCCCUUCUUUACCAGAAAAUCUACCGAUAGAAGGGACAUUUCCAUGUGGCUUUGCUUGGGGAGUUGUUGACAACUACAUUCAAGUAGAUACAACUCCUUCCCAGUUUAAUGAUCCAAAUGUUUAUGUCUGGGAUAUCCAUCAGAGUAAAAAGCUUAUUAAAGUUGAUGGGGUUGUGACUUCGAGAAGGAAGCCUCAUUGUGUGGAUUUUGCUGCCAUCAGGCUCCAGAUUUCUCUGCUUCGGGAAAUACAUGUAACUCAUUUUUACUUCUCAUUGAAGUGGGCCCAGAUCCUGCCCUUGGGGAACCAAUCUCAAGUCAAUUAUACAAUCUUACAUUAUUAUCGUUGUUUUGUGAGUGAACUCGUCCGUGUGAACAUAACACCUGUUGUUGCAUUAUGGCAACCAGCCCCUGAGUAUCAAGAUCUUCCUCUUCUUUUAGGUAAAAAUGGAGCCUGGGAGAACCCCCUAAUUGUUCAUUCUUUUGGAGAAUAUGCCAGGCUGUGUUUUAAAGAACUUGGCCAGUUUGUUAAGUUUUGGAUUACAAUGAAUGAACCUCAUAUACAGAAUAUGACAUAUAAUGCAGGACAUAAUCUUUUGAAGGCCCACGCACAAGCUUGGCAUUUGUAUGAUCAACAUUUUAGAAGAUCUCAGAAAGGUAAAAUCUCAAUAGCCUUACAGGCUGAUUGGGUAGAGCCAGCCUGCCCUUUCUCACAAAAUGAUAAAGAAGUAGCUGAGAGAGUUUUGGAAUUUGACAUUGGCUGGCUUGCUGAGCCCAUUUUUGGCAGUGGUGACUAUCCACAUGUUAUGAGAGAGUGGCUGAACCAAAGAAACAAUUUCUUUUUGCCUUAUUUCACUGAAAGUGAAAAGAAGCUAAUCCAGGGAUCAUUUGACUUUCUUGCUUUAAGUCAUUAUACCACUAUCCUUGUGGACUGGGAAAAAGAAGAUCCAGCGAAAUACAAUGACUAUCUAGAAGUACAAGAAAUGACAGACAGCACAUGGCUAAACUCACCAAGUAGGGUGGCUGUGGUGCCCUGGGGAUUGCGCAGGGUGCUCAACUGGUUUAAGUCCAAGUAUGGAGACAUCCCUGUGUACAUAAUAGCUAAUGGAAUUGAUGAUGAUCCACAUGUGAUGCAAGACAAGAUGAGGACGUAUUAUAUACAGAAUUAUGUCAAUGAAGCUUUAAAAGCCCAUGUAUUGGAUGGUGUCAGACUUCGUGGAUACUUUGUUUAUUCUUUCAAUGACCGAACUGCUCCCAAGUUUGGUCUCUACCGUUAUGCUGCAAAUCAGUUUGAGCCAAAACCUUCAAUGAAUCAUUACAAGAAAAUUAUUGACAACAAUGGUUUUCCUGGGCCUGAUACUCUGAGGAGAUUUUGUCCGGACGAAUUCAUCCUGUGUACUGAAUGUAAUUUUUUUGAGACUCGGAAGUCUUUACUGGUCUUUAUAGCUUUUCUGUUUUUUGCAUUUAUUGCCACCAUUUCCCUAAUUUUUUACUACUCGAGGAGAAGUUAAAGGAAUUAGAAAGAGUUCUGGAUUUUUCUUUUUUCAAUCAUCCUUUUGGUAGUUCUGAAGAAAUUAUGCACAGUAUUUGCUGUUAUGUUUCAGGCUAUCCACAUGCCCAGAUAUUGCAAAACUGUAGAUUUCACAGCCGACUUCUACAGUAAAAUAUCCUUUUUGUGCUGUGUGACAAAAAUUUUAUAACAGAUGAUUGUUUUCAAAAUUUUGAAUUUGAAUUUGAAUAUCCCUACUGAAAUUUAGUGAUUGGACAACUUUUUUUCUCCUUUGGAUAAAAUCCUAAAUGUAAAUAAAAAUAGAGACAAUUCAAUCUACUACACUCAGCAUAUUUUUAAAUGCAUAAAUUAGGGGGAAGCAUAAAUACAACUUGCUCUCAGCAAUAGAAGGGUAGUUUUUCUAUUGGAAACAGCCUAUCUAUCAUCCCCAUUCCUGAAUGGAACUGUUCCUAGUAGAAGAAAAAUCAGAAAUAUUUAAAUAAAAGAUGGGGACCAAAUCACUUGAUCCCAGCUCAACAGCACAGUAUAUCAUGGCAUAGACCUCUUGGCUGAUAUGAAAAAUUUCCAUGAGAAAAUAGAGACCAUUGGGGAAAAUAAAAGUGUCUAAAAUUUUUGAAAAACAUGCAGUGUAUUCUGAAGUGCUACUGACAGUUAGUUACAAAGUUGAUAUUUAUUUUAUUGUAUAAGGCCAAGUUUUAUCUUACUUUUAAUAGGGAAGGCACAUGAAACAUAGCACAUGAAGUACAAAAUGUAGAACAGCCCGAGAAAAGAGA
Molecule: messenger RNA, 3934 nt
Organism: Dromiciops gliroides (monito del monte)
Lineage: Eukaryota; Metazoa; Chordata; Mammalia; Microbiotheria; Microbiotheriidae
Gene: KL
Product: klotho
Exons: 5
Coding region: 100-3162 (1020 amino acids)
Biological process (GO): carbohydrate metabolic process
Molecular function (GO): hydrolase activity, hydrolyzing O-glycosyl compounds
Source: RefSeq, a predicted model, not a curated record